AUAGUCGCAGUGUCGUUGGCGGAUAGAUUGCAUCAACAAUGGCAGCUCCCAGUAGGAAGCAGACUUUAAGGUUUCUCAGCCAGUUGGGAGCAUUUAUUUUGACCCGGUUCGGGUUUUGGAACUGCUUCACCAUGUUGAUGUUGUUUGCUGAACGAGCGGACUCAAAAAGGAAGCCAGACAUCCCUGUCCCCUACCUGUACGUGGACAUGGGGGCUGCGGUGCUGUGUGCCAGCUUCAUGUCCUUCGGGGUGAAGAGGAGGUGGUUUGCAGUGGGCGCCGCCAUACAACUGGCCGUCAGCACGUACGCAUCGUAUGUUGGAGAACAAGUGCACUACGGGGACUGGCUUAAGGUUCGGAUGUACUCCAGAGCGCUGGCCAUCAUCGGAGGCUUCAUGGUUCUGGCCAGCGGGGCGGGGGAGGUGUACAGACAGAAAGCCCGCAGCAGAUCCCUGCAGUCUACUGGACAAGUGUUCCUGGGGGUCUACCUCAUCUGCAUGGUGUACUCUCUUCAGAACAGCAAAGAGGACAGAAUGGCCUAUGUGGAGCACAUCGUGGGGGGGGAGAUCACGCUGACCCUGCUGGAAGUUCUGUUCGGGGUGCUGGCUCUGGCCUUCCUCUCCGGCUGGUACAUCCGCCUGGCGGCUCAGGUCCUGGCCGUGGUGUUGCCCCUGGUGAUCCUGCUCAUCGACGGCAACCUGGGCUACUGGCACAACUCUCGCAAGGUGGAGUUCUGGAACCAGAUGAAGCUGAUCGGGCACAAUGUGGGUAUCUUCGGCGCUGUGCUGAUCCUGGCCACUGACGGUUGAACCCUCUGGGCUCUCACAGAGAACUUUAACAGACCCAGGUGUCAGAGGGGACUGUUGGCUUUACGCAGCAGCCCGACUUGAUACCCAAAGCUGCUGCCGCCGCUCUGCGACCUCAGGGCUCGAACACUCCAGGCUGAGACUGUUGGGUGUAAGCAGCGUCGGUUGUCUUUGCCCACCAGUUGGUAUUUUUGCUUUUGCAAGAAAAAGAAAAAACACAGGCUACCUUUUUCGCAAUUUAAUUAUUUAUUCAGAUCCAUGUUUACGUUUCUGUCUGUUAUGCUCUGAAACAUGACGCUGAGUAUUGAUACUGUAUUUACUGAGAAAAUACCUUCUACAAGGAAGGUAGUCUUAAAUGGUAUAAUAUUUACAAGAUAUGGGUUUGCGAAUAAAGGGAAACUUAAAUUAUACUUAUGUUGCUUUUUUUAAUGGAAUGGGGUUUUGUUUAUUUGUAAUAAACAGUGUUUUUGACGCUU
Messenger RNA from Gymnodraco acuticeps, 1279 nucleotides. RefSeq names its product transmembrane protein 101 (gene tmem101). The transcript has 4 exons. The coding region runs from base 39 to 806 and encodes 255 amino acids. Gene Ontology annotation, biological process: positive regulation of canonical NF-kappaB signal transduction. NCBI's taxonomy places the organism in Eukaryota, Metazoa, Chordata, Actinopteri, Perciformes, Bathydraconidae. The record is from RefSeq and is a predicted model, not a curated record.